Messenger RNA from Oxyura jamaicensis (ruddy duck), 1445 nucleotides. RefSeq names its product tubulin beta 1 class VI (gene TUBB1). Bases 88 to 1434 code for a protein of 448 amino acids. NCBI's taxonomy places the organism in Eukaryota, Metazoa, Chordata, Aves, Anseriformes, Anatidae. The record is from RefSeq and is a predicted model, not a curated record. Gene Ontology annotation, cellular component: microtubule; cytoplasm. Gene Ontology annotation, molecular function: structural constituent of cytoskeleton; GTP binding; GTPase activity. The transcript is spliced from 4 exons. Gene Ontology annotation, biological process: mitotic cell cycle; microtubule cytoskeleton organization.
GAGCAGCAGAAAGAGGGCUUGCUCUAGGGACUGCAGCUAGAAGUCCUGUGCUGGGCUGUAGCUACCAACAGGUCUAAGCUGCACAAAAUGCGUGAAAUCGUGCAUCUUCAGAUUGGCCAGUGUGGAAACCAAAUUGGAGCAAAGUUCUGGGAGGUGAUAAGUGAUGAACAUGGAAUUGAUAUCGCUGGAAACUACCGUGGGGAUGCAUCACUGCAGCUUGAGCGAAUUAAUGUGUACUUCAACGAGGCUUACUCCCAUAAAUACGUGCCCCGUUCUAUCUUGGUGGACCUGGAACCUGGUACAAUGGACAGUGUACGCUCCAGCAAAAUAGGCCCGCUAUUUCGACCUGACAAUUUUAUUCAUGGUAAUUCAGGUGCUGGAAACAACUGGGCUAAGGGCCAUUACACAGAGGGAGCUGAACUGAUUGAAAAUGUCAUGGAUGUGGUCAGGAACGAGUGUGAGAGCUGUGACUGCCUUCAGGGAUUCCAGCUCAUCCAUUCACUUGGAGGUGGUACAGGCUCGGGUAUGGGCACACUCCUCAUCAACAAAAUCAGAGAAGAAUAUCCGGACAGGAUUAUGAACACCUUCAGUGUUGUGCCUUCCCCCAAAGUAUCCGACACAGUCGUAGAGCCGUACAAUGCCAUCCUCUCCAUCCACCAGCUAAUAGAGAAUACAGAUGAAACCUUUUGCAUUGACAACGAAGCGCUGUACGAUAUAUGUUUCAGAACUUUAAAGCUCACCAAUCCCACCUAUGGUGACCUCAAUCACUUAGUGUCCCUAACGAUGAGCGGUGUCACAACCUCGCUCCGUUUUCCUGGCCAGCUGAACGCAGACCUGCGGAAGCUGGCUGUUAACAUGGUGCCCUUUCCUCGCCUGCAUUUCUUCAUGCCAGGCUUUGCUCCACUGACGGCUCGAGGUAGCCAACAGUACAGAGCCCUCUCGGUGCCAGAGCUUACUCAACAAAUGUUUGAUGCACGCAACAUGAUGGCAGCCUGUGACCCCCGUCGUGGGCGUUACUUGACUGUGGCUUGCAUCUUCAGAGGCCGAAUGUCUACCAGAGAAGUGGACGAACAGUUGCUGGCUGUCCAGACCAAGAACAGCUCCUACUUUGUGGAGUGGAUCCCUAACAAUGUCAAAGUGGCUGUGUGUGACAUACCGCCGCGAGGACUGAAGAUGGCAGCUACCUUUAUUGGCAAUAACACAGCCAUCCAGGAGCUCUUCAUCAGGGUUUCUGAACAGUUCUCAGCUAUGUUCAGAAGAAAAGCCUUUCUCCACUGGUAUACUGGUGAAGGCAUGGAUGAGAUGGAGUUUUCUGAAGCAGAGGGAAACACCAACGACCUUGUUUCUGAGUACCAACAGUACCAAGAUGCCACUGCAGAUGUUGAGGAAUAUGAAGAGGUAGAAGCGGAAGCUAGUCCAGAAAAGGAAACAUAAGAACAACGACA